AGUUUGCGGGAGCAUCAAAGGCGACGUCGACGUCGCUCUUGCCUUUGGCGAACAUGGUGGAGACGACUAGGUUCGUAUUGCAGGAGCCCGGGAAGUAGGAGGAAGAAAGUAGCGAGGCGCGGUGGUAUAACUACAUAGCUUGGCCUCGGUCAAAAUUUUCUAGUGAGGAUUGUGCAAUGCCCGUGUAUAAGGCGUCAUCGGGGGUUUGGCGAGCCAUGUGGGUAGAUUUGCGCCGUUUGGGUAAAGCGUUGGCUAAUAAGAACUCGGACGUGAUCCGCCGUGGCGACGACUUUGGGAGCGUGAGGACGGGGCGCCGGGGCGGGGGUGGUCGUAUUGGACGGGCGACCAGCGACCCGAGUGCCUGGAGGCGGCGAGACUUGUGUCUCUGUGCAUGGCGGACAGGGAAGAGCGGGCAAGCGACCUCUCAUGAUAGCGGCACAGCGGGUUGCGGUGGUGUUGGGAGCUUGGCAGUAAAAAAAGCUCAGCCGAAUCUAACCGCAAACGGCGUCAGCCCUAUCGUUGGCGGCAUUCUAGAAGCUCCACCUCUUCUCACCUCUCACCACCAAGCCACCUUUUUUCGCCAUGCCGACUCGGCAUCUUGCGAAUAUACGACUUGCAUGUCGUCAUCGGCACUCGCCUAUUCCAUUCGACUGCUUGCGGCGAGCGUGGAGCAUGUCGACAUGGCGCCUCGCAAUGGCAUAGGUGCCUAGGUAGGGAGUCUUUGUCCGCGCCGCACCCACAAGGCCGCACGCAGACGAUCGCCCACCACGUGUGUAUACAAAUAGGCACAACCCCCGUAGCGAUCCGCGGGACUGCACAAGCGAUCGGCGAACGGAGCCUCGAGCCGUUAGGUCUAACCUCCA
Aplosporella prunicola CBS 121167 is the source of this 863-nucleotide messenger RNA. RefSeq lists its product as uncharacterized. The transcript has a single exon. NCBI's taxonomy places the organism in Eukaryota, Fungi, Ascomycota, Dothideomycetes, Botryosphaeriales, Aplosporellaceae. The record is from RefSeq and is a predicted model, not a curated record. Bases 177 to 710 code for a protein of 177 amino acids.